CUCAAAUUUGUUCAUUUACUCUCUUCUCCGUUUUGGGUUCUUCUUUUUGUUAUCUUCUUCAACUUUCAUGGCGGUUUCGGAACUCAACAAACCUUGAUUGUUUUUUCUUUUGUACCUUUGAAGCAGGUGACGAAGUCAAUUUCUUCAGUUCAGUAAGAUGUUUGAAGGGCCGGAGAGAAUGUAUGGAGAUUGCCAAGUACUAUCAUCCUUGGGAGGAAAUGGGGUUUCUUCAGAAUCCCUCUUUUCUUCGCCGAUCCAAAACCCUAACUUCAACUUCAUGGCUAACAUGCCUUUCCACACUUUUCCUCCAAUCAUACCUAAAGAAGAAAUAGGGCUAAUGAGAGGGAAAGAUGAGAUGGAAAGUGGCUCCGGAAGCGAACACAUGGAAGGAGUCUCCGGCAACGAGCAAGAAACUGAGCAACAACCAAAAAAGAAACGCUACCACAGGCACACUGCUCGCCAGAUCCAAGAAAUGGAAUCUUUAUUCAAGGAAUGUCCACACCCAGAUGACAAGCAAAGGCAAAGACUCAGCCAAGACCUAGGCCUCAAGCCCCGCCAAGUCAAGUUCUGGUUCCAAAAUCGUCGAACCCAGAUGAAGGCACAACAAGACCGGCAAGAUAAUGUGAUACUGAGAGCAGAGAAUGAGAGCCUUAAGAAUGAAAAUUAUCGGCUGCAAGCGGCGCUGCGAUGUAUCAUAUGCCCUAACUGUGGAGGUCCGGCGAUGCUUGGCGAGAUCGGUUACGAUGAACAGCAACUUCGGCUCGACAAUGCCAGGCUCAAAGAAGAGUUCGAACGUGUAUGCUGUCUUGCUUCGAGAUAUAGUGACCGCCCAAUCCAAUCAAUGGGACCAGUUCCUCUGCUUCCCCCUUCCUUGGAUUUGGACAUGAGUAUCUAUCCAAGGAAUUUCCAGGAGCCAAUGUCUGAAAUGAUUCCUGUACCUUUGAUGCCCGAAAAUUCCCACUUUCCCGGUGGUGGUCUUAUCAUGGAAGAAGACAAAUCACUAGCACUCGAGCUCGCCAUGUCAUCCAUGGAUGUGCUGGUGAAGAUGUGUCAGGCAGGCGAACCUCUUUGGAUCCGAAACAACGACAGUGGAAGAGAAGUGCUUAAUUUUGAAGAGCACACGAGGAUGUUUCAGUGGCCGAUGAAUCUUAAACAGAAUGGCAGCGAGUUCAGGAUGGAAGCUACCCGCGAUACAGCUGUUGUGAUCAUGAAUAGUAUCACUCUGGUUGAUGCAUUCCUAGAUGCAAAUAAAUGGAUGGAACUGUUCCCUUCCAUCAUUUCUAGAGCAAAAACUCUUCAAAUUGUAACUUCAGGCGUUUCUGGUCAUGCAAGUGGUUCCCUUCAUCUGAUGUAUGCAGAGAUGCAGGCUCUUUCUCCCCUGGUGCCCACAAGAGAGGCUCAUUUUCUUCGAUACUGCCAACAGAAUGUGGAGGAGGGAACUUGGGCAAUUGUUGAUUUUCCAUUGGAAAGUUUACAGGAAAGUUUUCAACCAUCCCUCCCAAGAUACAAGAGAAGGCCCUCUGGCUGUGUCAUCCAGGACAUGCCCAAUGGAUACUCUAGGGUGACUUGGGUAGAGCAUGCAGAGGUAGAGGAGAAAGCAGUGCACCAGAUAUUUGAUCAGUUUGUUAACAGUGGCAUUGCUUUUGGAGCUCACCGCUGGUUAGCUGUCCUUCAAAGACAAUGCGAGCGGCUUGCCAGCCUCAUGGCCAGAAACAUUUCUGACCUCGGAGUGAUACCAUCACCGGAAGCGAGGAAGAACUUGAUGAAUCUAGCACAGAGGAUGAUAAGGACUUUCUGUGUGAACAUAAGCACUUCCAGUGGGCAGUCAUGGACAGCCCUUUCUGACUCUGCAGAUGACACUGUUAGAAUAACAACCAGGAAAACCACAGAGCCAGGCCAACCCAGUGGCUUGAUUCUGAGUGCUGUGUCCACCACUUGGCUUCCACACCCUCACUACCAGGUUUUCGAUCUAUUGAGGGAUGAGCACCGCAGAGUUCAGCUGGAUGUUCUUUCAAAUGGGAAUUCAUUACAUGAGGUGGCUCACAUUGCAAAUGGUUCUCAUCCUGGAAAUUGCAUUUCUCUUCUUCGCAUAAAUGUAGCAAGCAACUCAUCACAGAAUGUAGAGCUCAUGCUUCAGGAGAGCUGCACCGAUGACUCCGGCAGCCUCGUGGUCUACGCCACUGUCAAUGUUGAUGACAUACAGUUAGCGAUGAGCAGCGACGAUCCAUCCUGCAUUGCCCUUCUCCCAUUGGGAUUCGUCAUAGUCCCCGUGGGACAAUCCACCGGCAACAACAAUGACUGCACCAACAUCAAUGGCGAUGAUGUUUCCGACACCCGAAACUUUCCCAACUCUGGCUGCCUCCUCACAGUUGGGCUCCAAGUCCUAGCUAGUACAAUCCCAUCUGCAAAGCUCAAUCUCUCGAGCGUUACCGCCAUCAACAACCACCUCUGCAACACCGUGCAACAAAUCAACGCCGCUCUUGUUGGUGGUGGUGAGAGUUGUCCUGAUAAUGGAAGCAUUGGAGGUUCUUCUACUGAGCAGCCAGCUACUGCUGCAGCUGCACCACCCAAGCAAACUGAUUAGGGUUUUGCAUCCCAAUUACCCAAAACCUCCCUAUCCCGUUCUCGGUAAAGAGAGAAUCCCUUGCCCUACAACAAGGGAAUUUUGGUCACUUUAACACUGGCCAUUAUAUUUUGGCAGAGUAUAGGAACACAAGCACAGAUCAUCUAUCCUACUCUUUGUUUUAUCUUCUGUCUCAUAUCAAUCACUAAAACGGUAUGAGACGGGAUGAACAAUGAUGCAAGGAGUAGGACAGAUGAUCUCAUGCCUAUCGCCUUGUCUAAGGCCACUGUGGUCAAAAGGGAAACACCUCUACCUUUAUUUUUUUUUGGUGGCUUUUUUGGUGGGAAGAGAUUGGGAUGUUAUGGGUAGUUAGGGAAAAAAAAAACUGAGGGCAGAAUGGUAAAUUGGGUGAGUGUAGUUUUUUUCUAUUUUGGGUAAAUAAAGAGAAAGGUGCAAUGUAGUAAUGUAAUGAAGGUGAGGCAGGUAGGUAGUAAGUUUGGGGGAGUAGGUGAGUGAGUUCACAGUGGAGAAAUUUAAUGACUUUGAGAGAGAGAGAGAGAGAGCAAAUGGUGUGGUGUGGGGAAGUCAAGAGCGCACCAGAUGUGACCCUUGCUCCCUGGUAAGGCUAAAAUGCGCAGUGGCCUCAACAGUGAGCAAGGGUGGUGGUUCGGGAAUUGACUUCUACUUUGGUUGGGCCUUUUCUUCUUCUUCUGUGUUUUCAAUGUUUUUGAAUGUUAUUAAUUACAAUCAAGCCCUUUAUUUGCUAAUAUUGUUCAUGCAUUUAUGUUUAUGUAUUUAUGUUAACAAGAAGUAUUUUGUUCUUGCUAUAUUGAUAUUUA
Messenger RNA from Camellia sinensis, 3402 nucleotides. It is a transcript of the gene HB-7, whose product is annotated as homeobox-7. Gene Ontology annotation, molecular function: DNA binding; lipid binding; DNA-binding transcription factor activity, RNA polymerase II-specific. Lineage: Eukaryota; Viridiplantae; Streptophyta; Magnoliopsida; Ericales; Theaceae. The record is from RefSeq and is a predicted model, not a curated record. Gene Ontology annotation, biological process: regulation of DNA-templated transcription.